Messenger RNA from Xyrauchen texanus (razorback sucker), 4802 nucleotides. RefSeq names its product docking protein 1b (gene dok1b). Gene Ontology annotation, biological process: cell surface receptor protein tyrosine kinase signaling pathway; positive regulation of MAPK cascade. The record is from RefSeq and is a predicted model, not a curated record. Bases 256 to 2070 code for a protein of 604 amino acids. Gene Ontology annotation, cellular component: cytoplasm. NCBI's taxonomy places the organism in Eukaryota, Metazoa, Chordata, Actinopteri, Cypriniformes, Catostomidae. The transcript is spliced from 5 exons.
ACAAGCGCUACAUGUCUAAGCUCAGGAUCAUCAAUAUGAAAACAGCCCAUGAUGUUUCACUUUGUGCCUUUUAUUUCUCACCAACUUUCAUUUAACUUAUAUACUGAUAUUAAUUCAUUCUCGUCGAGGCGCUCGUGAAGCAAACGUUUGCCAAGCGGAAGUUCGCGCGGUUGGAAAUCUGAAAAAGAGUCGACAAGGCUGAACAUUACCUAUUUAUUGUUUAAAGUGCUUCGGAGCAGAAUAGUAUUUUGGAAAAUGGACACUCACGUUAAGGAGGGACAACUUUAUGUACAACAUCUGAAGUUUGGGAAGAAAUGGAAGAAGAACUGGUUCGUACUCUUCCCAGCCAGUCAAAAUGGCAUUGCACGGCUAGAGUUUUAUGACUGCUCGGGCAGCACCAGCGAUAAACCUAGCACUAAGAAAAUGGACAAGAAGAUCAUUCGUCUCUCAGAAUGCAUCAGCAUACUCCCUGCGGUCACUGAAACCUGCCCUAAAGAAAACAUGGCCGCCUUCUGUGUUGAGACCAAUGACAAGACAUAUGUCUUUGCAGCAGAGAAAUACAUUACCAAUGAGUGGGUAGAGAAGAUGUGCGAGAUCGCUUUUCAGGGAGGGAGUUUUUCUCUUGGUAGUUCUGAUUCAAAUGGAAAGCAAGAGCUUCAAAUGGCAGAAAAUCUCAUUUAUUACUCCAGAGAAGAAGUUAAUGAAUUUUGGGUGAGUGUCCAGAGGACAGAAGCAUCAGAGCGCUGUGGUCUCUCUGGAAAUUACUGGCUUAGGGCUAAUAUAGACAACCUUAUCCUGAAGGAGCCCAAGACUAAAAAGGAUUUGCUGGUAUGGCCCUACAAACUCCUCCGUCGCUAUGGAAGAGACCGGGUUAUGUUCUCUUUUGAGGCAGGGAGACGCUGUGAAUCUGGGCCAGGGAACUUCACCUUCGAGACAAAGCAGGGGAAUGAGAUAUUCCACAUUAUUGAAGAAUCCAUCCGUGAGCAAAAAGCCCAAGCUGAAGAGCGACACCAAAGCUGUCCAUCAUUAGAUGGUGACUGCCAAGCUCUUCUGCAGAUUUGUUCUGCUAUUUCAGAUGGAAACAUUCGUGAACCAGAUGGUGAUUCUGGUGGCAGCAAGCCUGGUUCGGCGGAUGGUGUCUUUGGUCGAAAGGAAAAUGAUGGGAAAAAUGUAAAAGGCCGAAGCCUCCCAGAGCCUCCUACCCCAGUUGGUGGGACCCCACCACGAUCGCCCAUGCCUCGUGGAUCCAAAAGUGGACAACCUUUAGAGGACAAGGGGAGCCUGUACUCGGAGCCUGCUGACUCAGUCCGUUCUCCACCCAGUUUAGGAGAGUGUCUGUACUCUGACCCGGUGGAUAGUAUCAAAACCGUCAUACGAACUCCCAGCCCACGCCUCAGGCCACCUGUUGAUGAGGGGGAGAGCCGCCCCCAGGGUAUCAACCACGACAUCUAUGAUCAGAUUAGUCUUGACUUGCUGCAGAGGACAGGGGCAUUGGGACUUGAUGGGCGAAGCAGGCACCCUGCUGAUGGUUGUCCAACAGAGCACAUUUAUGAUGAGCCAGAGGGACGUGCAGGACCUCCAAAAACACAGCCUAUUACCACUCUUUACGAUGAAGCACGGUUGGACAUACAUGCCUGGAGAACCAGGGGAUUGGAGGAGCCUCAAAUUCAUGAGGUUCUCUACAAUCCCAAUGUGGAUGAUCAUUCAGUUCCUACUUUUGGCAAGGCUCUCCAACCAUUGCAUGUACCCAGACCUAAAGGCCUCAAGCCUGUCGUCGCACCAAAGCCAAGCAAAGUAGCACUUCCCAAAAAAGACCAUCUACCACUGCCUCAAAGUAAGGGCACUGCUAACCUGAACAACAAUAAUAGUAGCAGCAACAGUAAGGGGUUGACAGGUGUUGUGGUUGACAGCAGGGGUGGAGGAGUCAUUAGAGGAGGUGGUGGUACUGAAAGGGCAGGUAACAAUGUGGAGCUUUACAGUAAAGUCUCUAGACAUAGGCUUCCAGCAAAUGCUUGGCAUCCUAUCAUGCAAACUUCAGACAUCAUCUAUGAUAAUUUGGGUGACAUUUGACCUAACACUUGAAGACAUUUAGGAAAUAUGUCCAAGGGAGACAAUGGUACUAUAUACCUGGACAUUUCAUUAGCCAUUUAGUCAUUGACCAUAGCUAAUACUAAAAUGACAUUUGAGGCUGUAAAAACUGACUUUGCAAUAAUGGUGGCUUAUAGAACUACAUAAAAUGGACCCCAACAACAUUUGUGUGGAUAAUUCCCUUUGAAAGGGACUGUAAUGGAACAUUUUGCACUUCUCAAAUUCUCAAAUUAGUCCUGUGUGGUAAAACCAAGUCUGUGACUUGCAUAUCAGAAUCUGUAAAAGAUUAUGAAGCACUUGUCAAAAAAUCCCCAUGUGAGAGAAUGGAGUGUUAAGUGUUGUAGUCUAAACAUUAUCUAAUAGUUCCAAAUUAAUGGUUAAUGUGCUGUGACAAAAAGGUCAGUCAUUGCACAAACAAACAUUACGUUGCAUGGAGAUUGUAGCAAGGAGGAUACUAAUCCUCUACUGUGUGUGUGCAUGCGUUUGUGUGUGUGUGUGUGUGUGUGUGUGUGUGUGUGUGUGUGUGUGUGCACGUGCGUGCAUGAGUUGGCAUCUGUGCUGUUGUUAAAUGUGAUAAUAAAAUAUUAUAAUAAAAGAGUCCCAAGACUGUACAUGCUCUUACUUUUCCACUUGCAAAAAUAUACAAGUAUAUGCACUUCCAAAAUAAAAUCUGGACUUGGUUUGUCUCUUGAGUUCCUAAGGAUGCAUGAAAUUAACCUGAAUGCCCUAUCCUUCAUUCUCAGUCCCGUAUUCACCUCGUGUUCUGUUGUCCUGAACUGCAUUUGACAGCUGAGGGAUAAUCCUGAUGCAAACUGAAUAUUAACCAUCUGUGUAAAAUAGGGGCCUUAUUUCAAAUGGCAGUUAAAUGUUGGCUGUGUUAAUGUGUCUGCCUGGCAGGGUUUGAAGGUACAUACUGUUCCCUGUCCUGUUUUAUUCUCUUUUGUCCUCACACUCAUUUCCUUAUGUCCUAUCUCCAGUCUCCCCCAGUCUUUUCUCCCAUUGUUUAAGUUUUUUAUUUUGAGCAGACCACCAAAAUCUGAUCUAUUCAUCACAUUGCUUUAUUUAUAAUAAAUUAAUCUGCAGUGCAGGGCUUUUUAGCAAAAAGAUUACUUUAAUUUAGCCCAAGGUCUGUCCUACAGUUUACUACUAUACUUUGUAUGCAGGAUUAUGCACCAGGCAAGCUGUAACUAAUAAGCAUUAGUAGGGUGAUUUCCUGAAAAUCUAGUAAUAAAAAAUGUGAGGUGCAGUACGCUAGAAAAAGACAACCAAAAUUCAAGAAGUGCCCUGCUGCAGACCUUCCUCACAAACCUCAUUAAAAAGCCUUCCUCACAAACCACUACAUUAAAAAGCAGAUUACUCUUAUAUAUUAUGAUAAAGUGCAUUGACAACACAUCUUUUCUCUUUCUUCUUAGAGAAACAGUUCAUCCCAAAAUUUAAAUUCUUCUGUAAUCAUUAAUUCACCCUCCUUUUGUGUUCCAUGGAUGAAAACAAAUCACACAGGGUUUGGAACAACAUAAACAAAUUCUGAAAAUUUGAAGUUUUGAAUGAACUAUCCCUUUAACACUGUUAAUUGGCAGUCAGUAUCAUUUUAAUUUAGAUUCACUGGCAAUAUUCCCACUAAACUGCGUGCCUGCACUUCGGAUGUUGCUCCCGCACAGAUGAAAAAAACAUCCGGGCAGGUGGCGGACUUAAAGGGAUAGUUCACCCAAAAAUGAAAAUUCUAUCAUCAUGUACUCACCUCAUGCCAUCCCAGAUGUGAAUGACUUCGUUCUUAUGCUGAACACAAAUUAAGAUUUUUAGAAGAGUGUUUCAGCUCUGCUGGUCCUCACAAAGCAAGUAAAUGUAUACCACAUUUUCCAAGGUCCGAAAAGCACAUGAAGGCAGCAUAAAAGUAAUCCAUACAACUCGAGUGAAAAAUCUAUAUCUUCAGAAGCGGCAUGAUAGGUGUGGGUGAGAAACAGAUUAAUAUUUAAGUACUUUUUUAACUAUAAAAUGUGGUGUCCAGUAGGUGGCAAUAUGCACAAAGAAUGCAAAUCUCUAAAAACAAAAGAAGAAGAAUGUGAAAGUGGAGAUUGAUAGUAAAAAAAGUAUUUAAAUAUUGAUCUGUUUCUCUCCCACACUUAUUAUAUAGCUUCUGAAGACAUGGAUUUAACCACUGGAGUCAUAUGGUUUAGUUUUAUGCUGCCUUUAUAUGAUUUUGGGCCUUCAAAAUUUUGGUGUGGCAUGAGGGUGAGUAAAUUAUUUGAGAAUUAAAAUUUUUGGGUGAACUAUUCUAAAGGAGUGUGUGGGAAAACCUAGAGAUUUUCCUGAAUCAUAGCUAAAUGCAUGCACAAUGUUUCAACUGGAGUCCAUAUGAAUGUAAAUUUUUUCCAGUAUGGAGUUAAAGCUUUGAGUGAAAUCUUGUAUGUAAACAAGGUGGAAAUACUGAGUUGUGAAACAACACAUACAUAACCGCAUUUAUCGUGAGGCGUGAAUGCGCAAGUGUGGAUGCGUGCCUGAAUGGUAAAAUGUGCUUCAUGGUCAAUGCCUAUUCUUGAGUGAUUAACAUAAACAGUUGCUUAAGUCUUACAUGAAUUGCAAACAGGUGCAACAAAUCAGGUAUGUUUCAAAAUAUCAGAUGUGUGCUAAAGACUUUGCAGUAUAAAUGCACUUAUGCUGCAUAAUUGAUCUGCAGCUGUCUGCUAUGUUGAUGGCAUGAAUUAAACAACAAUAUU